This is a messenger RNA of Doryrhamphus excisus (bluestripe pipefish), 4767 nucleotides long. It is a transcript of the gene fnip1, whose product is annotated as folliculin interacting protein 1. The record is from RefSeq and is a predicted model, not a curated record. Gene Ontology annotation, cellular component: cytoplasm. Lineage: Eukaryota; Metazoa; Chordata; Actinopteri; Syngnathiformes; Syngnathidae. Gene Ontology annotation, molecular function: ATPase inhibitor activity; protein-folding chaperone binding.
ACUAAUGGCUGUCAUAUGACUAUGACGCCGAUGGAGACGGUGGCAAGGAGCGAGACUUGCUGGUGGAUUUGAAGAAAAGAGAGCUUCUCCACAUGAAUUUUUAUUUUUAUUAUUUUUUUAUUUGGAUAGAAAAUGCCUCCGACGCUCUUUCAGAAACUUUUCAACAAGAGAAGUGCCUUUUCGCCGCCGCCGCAGAGAUGCAACAAAGAGGAGCCAGCCUUCAGCUGGCCCAUCCCCCAGCUUGAGCCCGGUCACAUCAGGCUGAUUGUCUACCAGGACUGCGAGAGGCGCGGCCGGAACGUCCUCUUCGACUCCAAUGCCAAAAAGAGAGGCGCCGAGGACGCCCAUCUCACUGGCACCGAGGCGCACGUGAAGAUGUUUGGCAAAUGCUGCCAGCUCCGGCCAACAGGGGGCAGCAGCAGCUCCUUGGACAGCUCUUCAUCCUGCGCCUCGGAAACCCGGGAAAGCAAAGAGCCGGGCCUCCGCUUCCAAGGUUCCAGGUGUUCGUCCGACGUGGUGAUGCUGGGAGAGAUGAUGUUUGGAUCUGUGGCCAUGAGCUACAAAGGCUCCACCCUGAAAAUCCACCAGAUCAGGUCACCCCCCCAGCUCAUGCUGAGUAAGGUGUUUACCGCCAGGACAGGAGGCAGCGUGUACGGCAGUCUCAACACGUUACAGGACAGUCUGGAGUUCAUUGGGCAGGACAGCAACACCCUCAGGCCCGAUCAGAACACCGGCACCAACAAUCUCCUCGGGAACAUAGGAUUUUCUCAGCUCUGCAGCCCUCGACGGGCCUUCUCAGAGCAAGGCCCUCUGCGUCUCAUCAAAAGCGCAUCUUUCUUUUCAGGCCACAGUCACCCAAUGGACAUGCCGGGGCGAAGCCCGUAUGACGAGAGGGACAGCGGAAUCGCCAGGUCAGCGUCCCUCAGCAGCCUCCUGAUCACCCCUUUCCCGUCACCCGGCUCCUCGCUGACCAGCAGCUGCGCAUCCAGCUACCAGCGCCGAUGGCUGAGGAGCCAGACCACCAGCCUGGAGAACGGCGUCUUCCCCCGAUGGUCGGUGGAGGAGAGCUUCAACAUGUCUGACGAGAGCGGGGGGCAGAGCCUGGGCGUGGCGCGCAAGAAAAAGAUCGCCAUCGGGGUCAUCUUCAUGCUCUCCCCCAACCCCGAGGAGAACAACCGCUUCCAGGACUUCUUCUUCUCCCACUUCCCGCUCUUUGAGAGCCACAUAAACAAACUGAAGAGCGCCAUCGAACAGGCCAUGAAGCUGAGCCGGAGAUCAGCUGACGCCAGCCAGAGGGCCUUGGCUUACAGCCGCAUGGUGGACGGCCUCAACGAGUUCAGGAUGACCAUCUGCGACCUCUACAGCAUGCCCCGGGUGGCCGAGCCCGUCUGGCUGACCAUGAUGUCGGGAGCGUCGGAGAAGAACCACCUGUGCAGUCUCUUCAUGCGGGAGUUCUCUCUGCUGAUGGAGCAGGCCUCCAAGAACCAGUUCCUCCCGGCAUUGCUGACCGCCAUCCUGACCAAUCACCUGGCCUGGGUGCCCACCGUCAUGCCCAAUGGCCAGCCCCCCAUCAAGAUCUUCCUGGAGAAGCACUCGUCACAGAGCGUGGACAUGCUGGCCAAGACGCACCCCUACAACCCCCUGUGGGCGCAGCUUGGCGACCUCUACGGCGCCAUCGGCUCGCCAGUGCGCCUGUCGAGGACGGUGGUGGUGGGCCGCAGACAGGAUCUGGUCCAGAGACUCCUCUACGUCCUCACCUACUUCAUCCGCUGCUCGGAGCUGCUGGAGACGCACAUGCUGGACAGCGCCGAGGACGAGGCCAUCGUCAUGCCCGGCUCCCUCAUCACCACCUCCCUGAGGAAAGGCGAGGUGGAGGAGUCGGACUACGUCCUUGUGACCGUUCACAAACCCAGUGGGGACUACCUGGCUCAGGGUGCGCGGCAAGAGGAGGAGAACCCAGGCAGCUACCCUUCGGACCACAGCUUGCAGAGCGCCGCCGACACGGACGGCGACACGGAGCGCCCCACCGAGGACGCCCCCAGAGAGGAGGACGAGGAGGGAGAUGACAGCGGUGAGAGCCAGGUGUCCAGGAGCUCGGUUCUCCAGAUGCGACGCUGCCCAGAUCCUGGUUCCAGGACCGCAGACAAACCCGAGGGACCUCACAGAGAAUCCAGCAGCCCGCUGACCACAGAGCCCAGACUGGAGACGGUCUUACGGGUCAGCUCCUGUUCCCCGAGAGAGCAAGUCUGCGGACCGGAUGCGGAGAACGAGGACUGCCUGAAACUCUGUGUCCCGUCCAGACAUCUCGUCUCCACGGAGAACCCCGCUGGAGAUGCUCGGAUCAAGAACCAGGCGGCCAAGGUGUUCCCUCUGGAGAAGAAGCCUCCAGAUAAGAACGGGACCACCAUGUCUGGACCCAUGUCCCUCAUCCUAACCGAGGAGGACGAGCCAGCAACAAAAGUCACCUUCCUCAUCGGGGACUCCAUGAGUCCAGAGUCGGACACGGAGAGCCGCAGGAGGAAGGUGGAGGAGCACAUGAAGAAGCACAGGAAGUUGCCGCUGCGUCAGCCGGGACAGCAAAGUCCACCCCGUUGUGGCACGGCAGAGGACCAAAGUAGCCAGACCAAGGCGGUUCCAGUCCUUCAGCGGGUGUCCAGCAAGAUGCCCCAGUGGAACACGAACUGUACGGACUUUAGUCACUUUGACGAGUACUUCAGCCCGGAGAACCCGGUGGAGACCAGAACAAUAGACCACGUGGCCCAGCCCGCACAUAUGCACAUAGACUUGCUGGACCCCUCGGGGGGGUGCCGCAUUCAGGGUGGGACUCGCGGAAUGGGCAGCGAGGCGGGGGCCAACCGGAAAGUAUGCGACGCCUCGGAUGCCCAAAGGAGGUGCAGGUGCGCCUCCACGGACUCGUGCGACUGUCGGGGCUGUCCCGCUGAGCGGGACCAGGGCCUCGUUCUGUCUGUCCCCGCCCACCUGCGGGAGGGGGACGGCAAAGAGGACCAAAAGCGCAAGGACGUGCCGCUCGGCGACUGGGAGAUACCACGCAACGAGAGCUCGGACAGCGCUCUGGGGGACAGCGAGAGCGAGGAGACGGAGGACUGGCAAGAGGAGGUCCUGGUGCCGUUCCCGGGUUCCAAGCUGGUGGAGAACUACUCCAAGCCGACCGUGGCCAACUUCGGUCGCUCUCUCUUCGGGGGCUACUGCCCCACCUACGUGCCGGACUUCGUACUCCACGGCAUGCCGAGCGACGACAAGCUCCGGCAGAGCCUCACGGCGGAACUCGGCCACGCCGUCCAGCAUCCCGUGUUGGACGAGCCCAUCGCCGAGGCCGUGUGCAUCGUGGCCGACACGGACAAGUGGACGGUGCAGGUGGCCAGCAGCCAGAGACGAUCCACGGAAGCCGGGAAGCUGGGGAAGGAGGUGCUGGUGUCCAGUCUGGUGUCCGGCUUACUGCAGUCCACUCAGCAGCUCUUCAAACUCAACAUGUCGCCCAACUUUUGCAUCAUGCACCUGGAGGACCGCCUGCAGGAGAUCUACUUCAAGAGCAGGAUGCUGGCCGAGUACUUGAAGGGCCAGAAGAGAGUCCACGUCAAAGAACUGGGCAUGAUCUUAGGGAUCGAAUCCAGCGACCUCCCCCUGCUGGCCGCCGUCGCCAGCACGCACUCUCCCUACGUGGCCCAGAUCCUACUGUGAACCCCCACCGCGUUUUCAAGGACCUCCCAUGCUGCUGCUAACCGGUGCAGUGCUCACGUUGCGCCACAGGAGGGUGCCAGUGAGCACAGUUUGAAUGUGUCGGGACACCAAGCCAAAGACUCCAUGGACUUAAUGAUGUAUUUUCUGGAUGAUUGGAGUGUGAGUGUGUAUUUUGUACAAUCUCAAACCCAGUCAGAGUGUUUUAAAGAGAAGCUCAUUUAGAAUUUGAACAUUUUUCUUACUCAACGUACAUGUUGGACAUUUUUUUUCCCAGAAAUUUGUAGUGGAACACGACCUGAAAUCAACUCACUCAAAAAGUUUUUUUUUUUUUUUUUUUUUUAAACAAAAGAGUAAGUUGUCUCAACGCAUGCUGUUUUCAAGGGAGGGCUACUGUUCAUUUAACAUUUACUUUUUUUUCUUGCCUGGGAAGAGUCCACUGUGGAGAGCAGAUAAAUCAUCUGCAUAUAUUUUGCUGCAGCGGUGCCAAAGUGACACUUUUAAUUCCUGUUCAUCAAGCUGAAGAUGCUCAAGAUGUUUGACAAGUACUUGGUGCCAAGAAUGUGUGCGCAGCCCAGCUGAUUGAUUCUUGCCUCCAUGGUGGAUGAUAUUAGAUGGUGCAGCAUGUCUCAUCUGGAGCUGCCUGAUCAGAAAGUGUUAUCAAUUCCUCUAGCGAGCUGCAGACCACAGCAGCCAAGUCUUAAUGGAAAACCUCGUCAAGGCAGCUGCUCGCACUCAAAUUGGAAUAUUAUUGUCUAUGUGCCCCAACACCCCCUUUCUACCGCAUCUUUUUCAUUUUCAAAAGCCUCCUUUUUGUCCCGGCGAGCUCAUCCCUCCUUUUGUAGACGGAUACGUCAUUCAGUCGCCCUCAGUCUGUGUAUUUGACUUGUAUCCACUACGCUUUAUUUUCCAUGUAUUUAUACACAAGCUCUUUUCAAGAACAUGUCUCCUGGGAAUGAUGUUUUUCCCAAUUUUAUGGGAAUGUUGUGCAAUAAAGAUCAGACAUUUGCACACGUUGUCUCCUCAAACACUGAAGCACAAUUUAAAAAAAAAAAAAAAAAAAAACUAAAA